AUUAAAAAAAAAAUGACACUAAUAAAAUUGACAGCAUUGUAUAUUGAAGCAUAAUGCGACUUUAUAAGAUUACUUAAUUUACUUGUGUAUAAGAUUAUCACUCAUCAUCACUAUUUUGUGUAUUAUAUUCCUAAUGAAGCAAAGAAAAGUGGCAAUGUUACUGCAAUUUUUUUCAGUAUGGCUUGGUGUCCUUACUAUAUUGGUUUUGAUACAAGCUCAAGAACCAGGAUUCAUUAGCUUAGAUUGUGGUCUACCUGAAAAUUCAGACUAUUCUUCAUUGGAGACAAAGAUAAAUUACAUUUCAGAUGCCAAAUUCAUAGAUACUGGUGAAAGUAAGAGGGUAAAUGGCAAUAUUCCUGUUAAACAGCAACUACAAUAUGUGAGGAGUUUUCCAAUUGGAGUGAAAAAUUGUUACAGAAUAGAUGUAACAAAUGGUACUAAAUAUUUAAUCAGAGCUUCUUUCUAUUAUGGUAACUAUGAUAAUCUAAAUGAUCCACCACAAUUUGAUCUUACUUUUGGAGCUAAUGUUUGGGAUACAGUGAAAUUCACCAAUUUAUCAGGAAUCACAACCAGUGAGAUCAUAUAUACUCCUUUACUAGAUUACAUACAACCAUGUCUUGUCAACACCGGCACAGGGACUCCGUUCAUUUCAGCUAUAGAAUUGAGGCCUUUGAACAAAGAAGCUUAUGUUUCUUACUCAGCAAAAUCAAUAUUAUCACUCUUCUUUCGAUUUGAUAUAGGUUCCAUCACAAACUUAGAAUACAGGUACAAAGAUGAUGUUUAUGACCGCGUCUGGUUACCUUUUGAGUGGAAUGGCAUGAAACAAUUAAGCACCGAUGAAGGUCUAUUAACAAAGAGUAUAUAUAACGCACCAGCAAUUGUUAUGAGAACUGCUGCUACACCAGUAAAUGUCAGUGCCCCUGUACAAAUAUUUUUUGAUGCAGAAAAUGUAAAUGAGCAAUACUACGCAUAUUUGCACUUUAACGAGGUUGAGAAGCUUGCAGAAAAUGAAACUAGAAUAUUCAACAUCACAGUGAAUGGAGUGUCUUUGUAUGAAUUUGAGGUACCUGUAUACCGGUCACCAGAUACCAUAUUUAGUCAAACACCUAUGACUGGAGCCUCAAGAUAUAUAUUUUCCCUUACUAAGACAGAGAAUUCAACUCUUCCACCCAUCCUCAAUGCCUUUGAGAUUUAUAUAGUUAAAGACUUCUCACAAUCAGAAACUCAACAAGUUGAUAUUGAUACUAUCACAAACAUCAAGAAUGCAUAUGGGGUGGCUAGAAAUUGGCAAGGAGAUCCAUGUGGUCCAGUGAAAUAUAUGUGGGAAGGCUUAAACUGCAGUAUUGAUGAUGGCAAUAACCCUCCAAGAAUCACAUCAUUGAAUUUGUCUUCAAAUGGAUUGACAGGGGAGAUAGCAUCUUCCAUAUCAAACCUCACUAUGUUACAAUACUUAGAUUUAUCAAAUAAUAGCUUAGAAGGUCCUUUACCAGAUUUUCUGACCCAACUGCAUUCACUAAAAGUCUUAAACUUGAGGAAGAACAACCUCACAGGGGUAGUUUCAAGUGAACUCCUAAAGAGAUCAAGAGCAGGUUCACUAUCACUAAGUGUCGAAGAUAACCCUGGUCUUUGUACGACUGAAACAUGCAACAAAAAGAAGAAGAAGAAGAAGAAUUUGUCUGCACCACUUAUUGCAUCAUUUUCUGCAUUAAUAGUAAUCCUCUUGAUUUCUUUUGGCUUUUGGAGAUUCAGAAGACAAAUAGCUAAUUCAUGGAGGACAAUAGCUAUGCCCACGUCUUCAAAUUCUAAGAAAAAGGGUACCAUGAAAUCAAACCAUCAAGCAUUCAAUUACACUGAACUUCUCAAUAUUACUGAUAACUUCAAAACUAUUAUCGGAGAAGGAGGAUUUGGAAAAGUUUACUUAGGUACACUACAAGAUCAAACUCGAGUCGCUGUUAAGAUGCUUUCACCAUCAUCAGUGCAAGGUUAUAAGGAAUUUCAAUCAGAGGCACAACUUCUAACGGUUGUUCAUCAUAGAAAUUUGGUCUCCCUCAUUGGAUAUUGUGAUGAAGAUGAAACCAAAGCAUUGAUUUAUGAGUAUAUGGCCAAUGGAAAUCUCCAGCAACUCUUAUUAGUGGAAAAUUCAAAUAUCUUAAAAUGGAAUGAGAGAAUUAACAUUGCAGUUGAUGCAUCACACGGAUUGGAUUAUCUGCAUAAUGGAUGUAAACCACCUAUUAUGCAUAGAGAUUUGAAGCCUUCCAACAUAUUACUAGAUGAAAACAUGCAUGCCAAGAUUGCCGAUUUUGGUCUAAGUAGAACUUUUAACGAUAAUGACACUCAUAUAUCAACGCGCCUUGCUGGUACAUUUGGUUACAUUGAUCCUGAAUGUCAGAGAACAGGAAGCACAAAUAAAACAAAUGAUAUCUAUAGCUUUGGAAUAAUUCUAUUUGUGUUGAUCACCGGUCGUCAAGCAAUAGUAAGAACGGCGGAACAAAGCAUUCACAUACUUGAAUGGGUUACCUCUCUAAUCAGAGCAGGAGAUAUUGAAAAUCUUGUUGAUCCAAAGUUGAAGGGUGAAUUCAACAUCAGUUCUGCAUGGAAAAUUGUUGAGAUAGCAAUGUUAUGCACUUCAAGAAAUGUUGAUGAAAGGCCAGACAUUAGGAAAAUAUUGGCAGAGCUAAAUGAAUGUCUAUCUUUGGAGAUGGUUCAGAGAAAUAAUGGAAGAGAAAAAGCUACAGAUGAAUCGACAUUUUUAAAUGAUCUAUCACAAACUGUUCCUUUUCCUAGGUAACCAUUAUAUGAUGAUCUCUUCAUCAUAUGUUCAAUGCCACAAAUUGAAUGUCCUAGUGUAUAUAGUAGUCCUAGUUUGUAUGAAAUGUAAUAUGAUAAUUUGUAUUUUGAAAGUUUUAUAGCUAGGAACAAAAAGAGUUGUAUGACAAACACUAUAGUAUGAGUGAUGCUAUAUUAAAAGCAUAUUUCCCUCCUAAUCUAUUA
Molecule: messenger RNA, 2991 nt
Organism: Trifolium pratense (red clover)
Lineage: Eukaryota; Viridiplantae; Streptophyta; Magnoliopsida; Fabales; Fabaceae
Product: probable LRR receptor-like serine/threonine-protein kinase At1g05700
Exons: 13
Coding region: 134-2788 (884 amino acids)
Biological process (GO): protein phosphorylation
Molecular function (GO): protein kinase activity; protein binding; ATP binding
Source: RefSeq, a predicted model, not a curated record